AUGGUUUCUUGGCACAUUCGUGGUGAAAUGGAUGAAAUCGACGUUGAUCAAAGUUAUGCUGGACAUCCGACAAUGUUUUCAAUAAGAAUGCACCAUGGAGGUGAGUUUACAAGCUUUCCUGGAAGGAAGUAUAUUCGUGGGAAGAAAACAUUUGUUGAUUUACUGGACAUUGAUACCUUUUCCGUUCAUGACAUUGAUGAGAUGAUGGAAGACCUAGGGUAUGCUUCAAUAGGUAAACCACUUUACUAUCACUUUCAAAGGCCUUUAGGCGAUUUAGAUUUUGGGUUAUUCGCUUUAGCUAGUGAUGAAGAUGUUCGUUAUUUGGGGAGUUUUGUGGCUAAGCAUAAGUUAAUUGAGGUAUAUAUAGAGCAUGACAAAACUACUCUGCACACCUAUUUAAUGUCCCCAACCCACAGUAAAGUUCGUAUAACGGAGAUUACUGAACCUCCAUCUUGUUCAAAGACACUGUUCCUGGAGUGGCAUAGCACACCUGCUGUUGACUUGGAGGAUGACAUGGAUCACAUGGAGAAAGAAUCGGGUAAUGAUCCUACACCCACUGGUCAUCUGGAGAAGGAUUUGGGUAAUGAUGCUACUGUCACUGAUCAUAUGGAGAAUGAUUUGGGUAAUGAUGCUACUCUCACUGAUCAUAUGGAGAAUGACUUGGUUAAUGAUGCUAAUGACUUUGGUAAGUUUGGUGAGUUAGAGAGUGACAAUGAUGAAAGUGAUGAUAGUGAUUUUUUUGUGGACAUUGAAAAUAUAUUGGAUGAUAUUAAUGUGGAUAUGCAAGAUUUUGAAAUGAAUAUCGACAAAGAUGUGGAAUGGGUUGGAGGGUCGUCUAACACUGUGGUUGAUGAAGGCACACAGGAUGAAGCUUUAGAGGUGAUUAACACUGACUUUUUAGCAUCUGAUUCAUCAUCAGAUGAGGGGAUUAAUGCAAAGGAGUUUAAGGAUAAGGUAAAACUCCAUGCCAUAGAGACUAGAAGGGAGCUGGCUCUUGAAAAAAAUGACAAGAAUAGAGUGAGAUGGGUUUGUAAGGGAACAAUACCAAAGCUUGGGCCUAAUGUAGAAGUCAACGAUGAAGAAGAAAUAUGUCCUUGGGUCUUAUUAGCUAGUAAAUGGAAAAAAGAUGUCAACUGGACAGUUAAAACGUACAACAAAGUCCAUAAAUGUCUUCAAACUAGAACAGUAAAAGCAUGUACGUAUAAAUUCCUCUCUUCUAAAAUUGUUGAACAGGUUGAAAGUAACCCUGCUGUUCCAAUUAGGGCUUUGCAAGAACAGCUACAACGGAGGUUUAAGGUAGAUCUUUCUAGGAUGAAAACAUUUAGGGCAAAAUCUGAGGCUCUAAACCUUGUGCAAGGAGAUUUCGUUACUCAGUAUAGUUUACUCAGAGAUUACAUUGUUGAGUUGCAAACUCGUAACCCAGAUACGACUGUUAGGGUUGAUGUUGAAAGCGAAGGAAAUCCACACAGUGAAACGAGGACAUUCAGACGCAUUUACAUAUGCUUGGGAGCUUUAAAGAAAGGCUUCGCAGCUGGAAAGAGGGAUUUUCUUGGCUUUGAUGGUGCUUUCAUGAAGGGUCCAUUUCCAGGACAAAUUCUUUCAGCCGUGGGACUAGAUGGUAAUAAUGGCACAUAUCCAUUGGCAUAUGCGGUGGUUGAAACAGAGAACAUCAGUUCAUGGACUUGGUUUUUGAGUUGUCUUGGGGAGGAUCUUGGCUUGAAUACCAAUUCUAAUUUCACUUUUAUAACAGACAGACAAAAGGGUAUUCUAAAUGCAAUUGUGGACUUGUUUCCUUGUGCUGAAAAUCGUUACUGUGUUCGUCACAUUCGGGAUAACAUGAGGAAGCAAUGGAGGGGUAAACCUUUCGAAGACCUCUUAUGGACAUGUGCAACUGCAACACAUGUACAACAGUUUAACAAAGGCAUGGAAGAGCUAAAGAAAUUAAACAAGGAUUGUUAUGAGUGGCUUAAGAAGAUACCACCUCAGCACUGGUCUAGGUCCCAUUUCACUGGGAGAGCACAUUCUGAUGUGAUUCUUAAUAACUUGUGUGAAACAUUCAAUGGAAAACUGAAUGAGGGUCGUGAUAAACCAAUUAUUACUUGCCUAGAGUUCAUUAGGGAAUAUCUAAUGAAGAAGAUUGUGAAUGUAGAAAAGGCCAUUGGGAAAUGUACUGGUCCUUUGACACCUACAGCUAUGCAGACUUUGGAAAAUAUAAAAAAACAGGCAGAAGAUUAUAGAUCUGUAUUUUGUGGAAAUGGUAAGUAUCAGGUAAGUGGCCCUUGGAUGGACCAAUGCGCGGUGGAUGUGGUUCAACAAACAUGCUCCUGCAGGAAAUGGGAACUCACUGGGAUGCCAUGCAAACAUGCUGUUGCUACUAUAUGGGAGAUGAGGAAGAAUAGUAAGGAUGUUGGAAUACCAGAAACUUGGGUGCAUGAGGUAUAUUGGCUAAAAACUUGGAAACAGAUGUACUCAUUCAAAAUUGAGCCCAUUAAUGGGAGAAGCAUGUGGGAAAAGUCUGUGUGUCCAACAACUUUGGUUCCUCCUAAACAUCAUGUCACAAUUGGUAGACCAAAGAAGAAACGCAGAAAAUCAGCUUAUGAAAUUGAUGACAUGGUGAAGGGUAAUAGUGCAUCAAGAAUCCUUCAGUCGGUUACUUGUUCAAAGUGCAACAACAUUGGUCAUAAUGCAAGGAGUUGUAAGGGACAAAAAGCUAAUGCUCCUAGUGGUUCUGGUGGUCCUGGUGGUUCUGGUAAGGGAAAAGGAAAAGCUGGUUGA
Lactuca saligna is the source of this 2775-nucleotide messenger RNA. Lineage: Eukaryota; Viridiplantae; Streptophyta; Magnoliopsida; Asterales; Asteraceae. The record is from the annotation of a GenBank genome assembly.